CUACUUUGAGGCAUUAGCUCAGUAAUCCUCCACCUCUCUUUCUUCCUCUCAGCCCCCAGAUCCUCUCUUCUCAUUCAGCUGCAAAUAAGUCACUCUCUCUUCCUGUCAUUAUGAUCUCGUUUGCUAGGAAACCAGCGUUCAUUGUGUGAUGUCACACCCCGUCCCCAGAUAAAAGCAUUGUGGUGUUCUAGAACUCUUUCCUGAAGCUCCUGCUGGCUAGCCUCUCUCUCUUUUUUUAAUAGACCUGCCGGCACUUUUUUCUCCGGCAUGGUUCGACAAACAGCUUAAUAAUGGCAACCGCUGAAAGUUACCUGGGCGAUCACAGGGAAUUGGACGCCGCUCUUCCCACCGUGCAGACUCAGCCAGUUUCAGACGAAGAUGAGGCGGUGCCUCCUGCGAUUCCCCUCCCUUCUGCCCCCAUGCACGACAAAACCGCCGCCGGCGAUUUUGCCCUGCGGUCGAUGAUCGAAGAGAACGCCUUCCAAGCUUUGAGCGACGGGCCCUGGGCGAAGCGUCCCCGGCUGUCGCUCUGCGAGGAAGCCGGUUUGGAAGACAACGAUUUCCUCUCGCUCACUUUCCCGAAGAAGCUGUGGAAGAUCGUGGAGAGCGAUCAGUUUAAGUCUCUCUGGUGGGACGACGAGGGCAGCUGCGUGGUGAUCGACGAAGAGCUGUUCAAGAAGGAGGUGCUGGAGCGCAAAGGGCCCAUGCGCAUCUUCGAGACGGACUGCAUGAAAAGCUUCAUCCGCCAGCUGAACCUCUACGGCUUUAGCAAGAUGAGGCAGAACUUCCAACGGUCGGCCUCCCUGGUCGAGUUUUUAGCGGAAGAAAAGGCCGCUUACGCGUUCAGCAAGCUCCAGUUCUAUCAUAACCCCAAUUUUAAGAGAGGAUGCCCUCACCUUCUCGCGAGGUGCAAGCGAAGAGUCGGAAUCAAAAACAUGCCACCCGUUGCUUUCUCGCUAGAGGAAGAUUUCAGCGAAAUCUGUUUGAAGAGCAGAUCCGGAAGCCCAGAAGGUCCACCUUCUCUGGGAUCUUCUUCCAGGGAAAAUAGUUUCCUGACCACUUCUCCCAAAGAUAAAAUGCACAAACUCGGUCUCCGGAAGCCACCCGGAGUGACCAAAGGCCUUGCUGGAACAGUAGGCCGUCUCAAAAGCGGUUUCGCCUCUUCUCCAACCCCUUUGAGGUCUUCAGAUCAGGGGCCUCCUGAGGACACUGAGAACAAGAUCAACCAGCUGGCGCCUUUCCACUUGCCCCAGCACCCCAGCCAUGCUCGAGUCAACACCCACGAGAUCGAUUCCACCACCACCACUUCAGCUACCUCGUUGUACCACGUCAUACCUCCCGUCCCCAACAGCCCCUUUGCGCCAAUGAUGGGGCUGCCCGCCUUCCCAACCAUGUAUCCAGACUUAUCCGCCAUGCAAGCUCAUUGGGCCAGCAUCCUUCCCUUCUGCAACCCGUGGUUCUCCAUGCCGAUGAUAGCGGCCGCUUCGGCGAUUUCUAUGUCCAGGUCUUCCCAUCAUCACCGAACUCCUUCCUACCACCACUGUCCCAACUGCAACUGUACGUCCAACCCUCCGUCCGCUUCGAAAGGAGCGGGACCGAAAACGGCAGAUUAUGCCGGGUACCAUCGAUAAAAAAAGGACAGGAGACAUUUCUGGAGACAUUUUGCAUCUACUUAAAAAUAAGGGAAUCUUAACCACGGCAUGGGCUGAAGAAUAAACUUUUGUUCUUCCUGUCUGGUUUA
This is a messenger RNA of Pantherophis guttatus, 1741 nucleotides long. RefSeq names its product heat shock transcription factor, Y-linked-like. Gene Ontology annotation, biological process: regulation of DNA-templated transcription. The record is from RefSeq and is a predicted model, not a curated record. NCBI's taxonomy places the organism in Eukaryota, Metazoa, Chordata, Lepidosauria, Squamata, Colubridae. Gene Ontology annotation, molecular function: DNA-binding transcription factor activity; sequence-specific DNA binding.